CGUAAUGGACCAGAUCUUUACGAUGAACAUCACCGCCACAGUGAAGGGAACGUUACUGGUACUGGCGGGAACAUUACUGCUGAUUCUGUUGCACAGAGUACUAACAGCCAAGAACUGGAACCAAUCAGCUGUCCCAGGUCCCAGAUGGUUGUUGGGUCUUGGCCCAAUUCUGAGCUACAGCAGGUUUCUGUGGAUGGGAAUAGGUACCGCCUGCAACUACUACAAUGACAAAUAUGGUAGCGUUGCUCGGGUUUGGAUCAACGGAGAAGAAACCCUUAUUCUCAGCAAGUCUUCUGCUGUAUAUCAUGUUCUCAAGAGCAAUAAUUUCACUGGAAGGUUUGCCAGUAAAAAGGGUCUCCAGUGCAUUGGCAUGUUUGAACAAGGCAUCAUAUUCAACAGCAACAUUGCACUAUGGAAAAAAGUGAGAACAUACUUCACCAAAGCUCUAACUGGUCCGGGUCUCCAGAGAUCAGUAGACGUGUGUGUCAGUGCCACCAAUAAACAGCUUGACCUCUUGCACGAGUUCAGUGACCCCUCAGGACAUGUGGACGUGCUCAAUCUUCUGCGCUGUAUCGUGGUGGACGUUUCUAACCAACUCUUCUUAAGAAUCCCUCUCAACGAAAAAUACUUGCUGGUAAAGAUACACCGAUAUUUCAGUACCUGGCAGACAGUCCUGAUUCAACCAGACAUUUUCUUCAGAUUGGACUUUCUGUACAACAAAUGCCACCUGGCAGCAAAAGAGCUCCAGGACGAAAUGGAAAAGCUUGUGGAAACAAAGCGUCAGGUCAUAAACAACAUGGACAAGCUGGAUGAGACGGAUUUCGCAACAGAGCUGAUAUUUGCUCAGAACCACGGGGAGCUGUCCGCAGACGAUGUGAGACAGUGUGUGCUAGAGAUGGUGAUAGCUGCUCCGGACACGCUCUCCAUCAGUCUGUUCUUCAUGCUUCUACUGUUAAAGCAGAACUCUGCUGUGGAGGAGCACAUAGUACAGGAGAUUGAGUCUCAAAUAGGUGUGCGGGAUGUAGAGUCCGCUGACCUGCAGAACCUGAGCGUUCUAGAGCGUUUUAUUAAAGAGUCCCUGAGGUUCCAUCCAGUGGUGGACUUCAUCAUGAGAAGAUCUCUGGAGGAUGACCAUAUUGUUGGGUACAAGGUGGCAAAAGGAACAAAUCUCAUCCUUAACAUUGGACGUAUGCACAAGACUGAGUUCUUCAAAAAAACCAAUGAAUUCAGUUUGGAAAACUUUGAAAACAAUGUUCCCAGUCGUUAUUUCCAACCGUUCGGCUGCGGCCCACGGGCUUGUGUUGGGAAGCACAUCGCUAUGGUGAUGACGAAGGCAAUCCUGGUCACCCUGUUGUCGAGGUUCACAGUUUGUCCUCGAAACGGCUGCACCAUCAGCACCAUUAAACAGACCAACAACCUCUCCAUGCAGCCCGUGGAAGAAGAUCCCAAAUGUCUGGCCAUGCGCUUCAUACCACGUGCACAGAACAUUAGCAAAGAAACGACAGACAACCACACCUGAACACCUCUCAG
Molecule: messenger RNA, 1530 nt
Organism: Xyrauchen texanus (razorback sucker)
Lineage: Eukaryota; Metazoa; Chordata; Actinopteri; Cypriniformes; Catostomidae
Gene: cyp19a1b
Product: brain aromatase
Exons: 9
Coding region: 5-1519 (504 amino acids)
Molecular function (GO): heme binding; oxidoreductase activity, acting on paired donors, with incorporation or reduction of molecular oxygen; iron ion binding
Source: RefSeq, a predicted model, not a curated record